This is a messenger RNA of Caenorhabditis bovis, 1296 nucleotides long. Lineage: Eukaryota; Metazoa; Nematoda; Chromadorea; Rhabditida; Rhabditidae. The record is from the annotation of a GenBank genome assembly.
AUGAAAAACCAUUAUGUGUACCUAUUCUUCUUCAUUCUUUUCAUCAUUUUUCUAUUGAAUAAUCUGUUUAAUCGCGAUGACAACAGGAAAUUGAUGAUAACCUACUAUCAGGAUAAUUUAGAUUUCCCUGGCCUUGAGGAUGUUCCAGAAUAUUCCGAUUUUUCUUUACUACCUCAUCAUGCAGAACAUGAGCUGUGGAUUAAGGAGAAAAUUACACGAGAAGAUUAUGGAAAAUUCAAUUUGUAUCUCCUUUCUGCCUACGAAUAUCCCGACCAAAUUGCCCUUCACAUAACAUCGCAAAACGGUUUUGGCAAAACCGUGUAUUGUCGAUAUUUCGACAAAAAUCGAAUGGAGAUCGGCGUUCCAUUCGAGACCAAAAUAUUUCCGGAGACUGUCGCUUAUUGUAGCCGAAGGAAAAACACGAAAUUUGUGUCAAUAUCGGAAAAAAUGAGCGACGAACCUCAACCUCCCAUCAGACUGUUUGAUCGAACCAUGAAGACGCAUCACCAUAACCUCACCGUCUGCAUGGCUCCGUUGUACGGCGAUGAGCCGAAGUGGCUGCAAAUUGCUGAAUUCAUGGAACAUUACAAACUACAGGGUGCAACGAUGGUGUACAUUUGGGUGGCAAAAAUCGAUGAAUAUAGUCGGCGGAUUCUAGAAGAGUACGUGAGAAGAGGAGAAGCUGAAGUGAUUUGGAUGUAUGAACAAUAUGCGACGAAUGAUUUUUAUUGGCAUAUGGUUGAAAUUCAUGGUUGUAUGUUACAUUCGAAAAGGGUCUCGAAGUGGACGGCUGUUGUGGAUUUAGACGAACGAUUGAUAACCUUUGGCACUCGAUUGAUUGAUUAUUUAAGUAACACGGAGAAUAAGGAUCCGCAGGUGGCAACUGUCAUAUUCCGCCAACAAUGGAUAAUGAAGCUCGAGCUUCUGCCACCAAAAUAUAUCAACGAAUCUGAGACGAUAUCGCACAUGCCCACCCAGCGAUGGCACAAUUCAUCAGUCAUUGGACCAUCAGGGCAUACAGUUAAAUGCAUUGUUCAAAUGGAUAAGGUCGGCGCUUUAUUUAUUCACUACGUCCGCAGAUACUAUGAACCGGCAAAAACGUAUGAGCUGAAGCCGUCUGAAGGAAUCGUCAAGCAUUAUCGGGAUCUUUUCAUUGACGGUUGGGGUAAAAGUUGGCUGAAAGAAAUUGAGAAAAUGGGGCCUUUCUCAAAUACGAGUUUAGACGCGAAUUAUUCGAAAAUUCUUGUUGAGAAUACAGUGAAACGGGUGAAAUUUGUUUACGGGCAAAUUGCAUAA